AUGGCCGCGAUAACUUGCCCUGAAGAACCCCCAGUCAUCGACUUCGGACAUCUAGAUGGAUUCAACCGCGGCUAUGAGCCCCUCCGAGCUCAGAACUUCGAAAAGCGAACAAAAGGAGACCUUAAGGAAGGCUUCUAUCUAGGCAAGAAUCUAAAUCUUGAUGACCCGUUCGUUGUCGCGAAGAGAUUUGGCCAAGGGCCUAACAAGUACCCCGCUGAGGUUGAGAAUCCGAAAUCGUUUCAAUCUAUUAUGGAGGAGUACCAUGAGUCCAUGACAGAGCUCGCGAUAGGUCUACUCACCGUGAUUGAGUGGACGCUUGGUCUUGAGGAAGGCUAUUCUAGUUCAUUCUAUGAAAAGCCUGUGGCUGCGCUUCGGCUAUUGCACUAUCCACCACAGGAUCCAGCUACCGCAGAAACAGAACCUGGCAUAGGCGCGCAUACCGAUUUCGGAGCCGUCACGAUGCUUCUUCAGGAUGAAACAGGCGGACUCCAGGUCUGGAAUGACGGUUCUAAGGAAUGGGUGGAUGUUACACCUCGCCCUGGUGCUUAUGUGGUCAACUUGGGGAACAUGAUGAUGCGUUGGACGAAUGAUCGAUACCUAUCAAAUUUGCAUCGGGUGAUCAAUCGAAGUGGGAAAGAAAGGUUCAGUGUGCCGUUUUUCUUCUCUGGAAAUCCGGAUUAUGUUGUUGAGUGUCUUCCGGAGUGUAUGGAUGCGGUGGAAGGUGCUAAAUAUCCGCCUAUGACUGUCCACGACUGGAUGACUGGACGUUUUGCCGACACCUAUGGAUCAUCGAAGGAGGCUGCCAUGGGGGAUUUGAGGGAGGACGUGAUUUCGGAGAGUAGGUGA
Molecule: messenger RNA, 846 nt
Organism: Penicillium angulare
Lineage: Eukaryota; Fungi; Ascomycota; Eurotiomycetes; Eurotiales; Aspergillaceae
Product: isopenicillin N synthase family dioxygenase
Exons: 3
Coding region: 1-846 (281 amino acids)
Molecular function (GO): dioxygenase activity
Source: RefSeq, a predicted model, not a curated record